Molecule: messenger RNA, 1855 nt
Organism: Cydia splendana
Lineage: Eukaryota; Metazoa; Arthropoda; Insecta; Lepidoptera; Tortricidae
Gene: Sec13
Product: protein SEC13 homolog
Exons: 2
Coding region: 94-1032 (312 amino acids)
Biological process (GO): protein import into nucleus; COPII-coated vesicle budding; positive regulation of TOR signaling
Cellular component (GO): COPII vesicle coat; nuclear pore outer ring
Molecular function (GO): structural molecule activity; protein binding
Source: RefSeq, a predicted model, not a curated record
AUUACAUUCCACGUCAACUUUUUGACAGCUUGUUCGCGGAUCUGCUGUUUGUUCCUUAAAUUCGUAUUAAUUUUAGAAAGAAAAACAAUCAAAAUGAUUACUGUGUUAAAUUCAAUUGAUACCGGCCACGAGGAUAUGAUACACGACGCAGAGCUGGACUACUAUGGGUUGAGACUAGCCACGUGUUCAUCGGAUAACUCGGUGAAGAUUUAUGACAUCAAAAGCGGCGCCCAAACACUUGCAGCUGACUUGAAAGGACACUUCGGUCCCGUGUGGCAGGUGGCCUGGGCUCACCCGAAGUUUGGAAAUCUGUUAGCGUCAUGUUCCUAUGAUAGAAAAGUGAUAAUAUGGAAGGAGACCGGGGAGUGGACAAAAUUGUACGAGUAUACAGGUCACGAGAGCUCGGUCAACUCGGUGGCGUGGGCGCCUGCGGAAUAUGGGCUCGUGCUGGCGUGCUGCAGCUCCGACGGCUCCAUCUCCGUGCUGACGUACAACCAGGACGGAAACUGGGAUGUGAAGAAGAUAUCCGGCGCGCAUGCCAUUGGCGUUAAUUCCAUAAGUUGGUGUCCUGCUAUCUCUGCAGAACUUAACUUGGACCCACUUAAUAAUAAGGAUGCACCCAAGAGAAUUGUUUCUGGUGGAUGUGAUAAUUUAAUCAAGAUUUGGAGAGAGCAAGGAGACCAAUGGGUUGAAGAGAAUCGCUUGGAAAUGCACAUGGACUGGGUGAGAGAUGUUGCAUGGGCACCUUCCCUGGGACUACAGCGAUCCAUGAUCGCCAGCUGCUCACAGGAUAAGAGAGUCGUCAUCUGGACCAGCGACGAUAAUGUCUCCUGGACACCCACCAUUCUGAAUACAUUUGAUGAUGUUGUGUGGAGCGUGAGCUGGUCUCUAACAGGCAACAUCCUGGCUAUCUCGGGAGGUGAUAACAAAGUUAGCCUCUGGAGAGAGGGCAGCGAUGGCCAGUGGGUGUGCAUCAGUGAGGUAGCUAAGGGAUUGGGACAAACACCAAAUGAUGAGAGGAGUACACUUUAACACAUUCGACACCGCGUACCCGACUCUCGGGCACUCGUAAACUUUACUCAGAUGCCGGCAUACCCGCUAGUCGGGCAAGAGCUAUAAACCUACACGCGACGCCGAAGUGCCCGACAGGCGGGCAAGCAUUGCAUCUUCACUACCUCAGGGCUGCCAUUGCCACUAACAGAAAAAAUUGUAAGUCUUCUGAUUAUUAUGUGGUCGAAAAGUUGGUACAGUUGAUUAUUAUAUUUUAUUACUUCACUUUGUAUUUUUAUUUACUUUACCUAAUGCGAUUACAAAAUAAAAAUUCUUAUUAGUUGGUUACGUGAAAUUGCAUACACGGGUAUGUAUCAAUAGGAGUUAGAAUUAGGAGAAGAACAAAACGGGGAGCCUAAACAGAUGAGACAGCAGAUUUAAUUUUAUCCACGUACUUAUACAAAAGUUACUUGGCACAGCCCUGAGCGUCCGCCGCUUGCCCGACUAGCGGGUUCGCGGCGUGCGGCAUUGAGUUGCACGUCGUUGCCCGACUAGCGAGUACUGUCGGUUUCUGGGGUAUUGUUUGAAAUUUUGCCUGGUUGCGAAAGUGUUAAUUUUAAACUAAUUGUAUUACUAAAUCUUGUUAUGUAAGUAUAUGUAAUGAUUUGCUAAUAGUAAUAAUUAUUGUUCUUUAUAAAAGUUGUCUUUUUCACUGGAACCUCUUAAAAGUAAGGAUAAUGUUGCUUGAUAUUAUGAACACCUAUUGAAUCAUUUAACAUUCCCAAAGCAAACUGAAUAUGUAUUAAAUAUUGUAAAUAAUUAAACAAAAAUUGAAUUCAGCUAUAUGAAGUACUUGCCUUUCUGA